Messenger RNA from Melanotaenia boesemani (Boeseman's rainbowfish), 5361 nucleotides. RefSeq names its product RAB11 family interacting protein 1 (class I) a (gene rab11fip1a). Gene Ontology annotation, biological process: regulated exocytosis. Lineage: Eukaryota; Metazoa; Chordata; Actinopteri; Atheriniformes; Melanotaeniidae. The record is from RefSeq and is a predicted model, not a curated record. The coding region runs from base 380 to 4165 and encodes 1261 amino acids. Gene Ontology annotation, molecular function: small GTPase binding. The transcript has 6 exons. Gene Ontology annotation, cellular component: intracellular membrane-bounded organelle.
GAAACUUGGUAUCAGAGGCGUAGGCUAAGAGUUGUUAUUAUGAAAGCCUCUUAAAAGAAAUAGCCAUAGUGAUGUCCUGGUUGGGUCACGUAGGCUAGUAUUAGCAUUGACUUGAUUAACCAAAUGUUAAGUCAAUUCAAUGUUAUUAGAGUCUUACGAAUAGCUUCCGAAUAAGAGGGUGAAGCAUUACGACAUCAAACUCAGCUUCCUGAACUGAAGUCAAGCGCAAGGUAACCGAAAGCGACGACCGCAGAGGACGCCGAAGGUGAAAAAGGGUUCAGGAAAAGGUUGGGCAAAACUCGGGCAAAACUCGGACGCCUAGGUUAUCUUAACCGGGUAGUUAAGACGAACUUUUAGUUAAAGUUUAAGGCCUUUCGCAAUGUCACUACUUGAUCAGAGCCAGCAGUGGUUUCCUACGAGUGUUCAGGUAACGGUUCAUCAAGCUCGUAACCUGCGUGUGAAGGGCAAGAAUGGCACCAACGACGCCUAUGCCAUCAUCCAGGUGGCCAAAGACAAGUUUUCUACAUCUGUGGCAGAGAAAUGUGUCGCUCCAGUUUGGAAGGAAGAGGCUUCGUUUGACCUGCCACUCUUCCACCCUGGAAACGCUGAACGCUGUACACUCCACAUCAUAGUCAUGCACCGAGCUCAGGUGGGGCUCGACAAGUUCUUGGGCCAAGCAGUGAUAAACCUGCUGGAUCUUCAUGACAACAAGUCUCGCAAAAAGACAGAUUGGUUCAAGCUGGUGGACAAGACUGGAAAGGAGGACAAGGUGCGGGGGGAGGUGCUCCUAGAUAUCCAGUUUAUGAGAAACAACAUGUCAGCUAGCAUGUUUGACCUUUCAAUGCAGGACAAACCACGCUCUCGUAUCUCCAAACUGAAAGACAAAGUCCGUGGGAAGAAAAGGGAUGGCUUCUCUGACUCUGCUUCAGCCAUUGUUCCUUCAGUCAGCCAGGUCCUCACAGACAGUGAAGGAGAGGCUGAUGCACAGUCACUAAAUCAUUCUCCGGAAACAAAAAAGAAAUCCAAGCUCAAAACCCUCUUUGCCCCUAAAUCAAAUCUACAGCGCAACAUCUCGCAGUCCAUGUCUACACUUGGGACACUUCCUGAAAAGAAUUCAUCCCUCACUGGCAGCCGCUCAUCUGGCCUCAAUGUAGAUUCUCCUGAAGUCAAAAAGAAAUUCAAAUUCCUGGGACACAAGCGAACAGGCAGCUCUGACAGUAAAGUGUCUCUGGGUGCGUUCUCCUUAUUGGGCCGGUCCAAGCAGAGCAACAGUGAUCUGAACAACCUGUGUAUCAAUGGCAGCCAUGUGUACACUGAGGAGGCAGAGGCCAAGAGUGGGUCUACUCUCAGUCUGAACAGCUCAGGCCAAGGCUCUGCGGAGGAUGUCCGCAAACACACUUCUGAUGCCUCUGCAGAUUCCUCUAUAAGUGUACCUGUGCCUUUCUACAGGCGUGAAGCCACAGAUAAAUCUUUAAUGGAACAACAGCGCCAUCAAGAGGAAGAGAAAAGAAGGCAGGCAGAAGAGAGCCGUAUUGCAGAAGCAAGGAGGUUGGAGGAAGAGGAGAAGUACAGGGCAGAGGCCAAGAGACUGCAGGUUGAAGAGCAGCGUAGACAGAAAGAAGAACAAGAAAGGAGAAGACGCAUCCUUGAGGAUGAAGCGAGGAGGAAGAAACAGGAGGAGGAAGAGGAGGAGGAGAGGAGAAAGAAAAAAGAAGAACUCAGCAUGCUAGAAGCAGCUGAAAAUCAGAAGCUUGAGGUGGAACGUCGAAGAGCAGAGGAGCAGAAACGUCAGGAGGAGGCCUCCAUGGCGGACAGGCUGUCGUCUCUGUUUGGAAUGAUUAGAAAGAAGGAGGAGAAAAAGGACGAGGUGCAGCAGCAAACCAAAGAGGAGCAGUUACCCACCCCAGCCCCUCAAAGCUACACAAGAGGUUCAGAUCCACCUGCCCCCCAACAUUCCACUAACCCAUUUGAAGACAUUCCCUUCAGCUCAGAUCCUCCAACUGGCACUAAUAAAGCUCCAAGUGAUGACCAGAAACAGAGUCGCAACCCUCAAACCCCAUCUGUCUUCCUCAACCGCACUGCUAAAGUGUCUGCUGUCAAACCCAGAUUGACUCAAACUUUGGAGUGUGAACCUGCUGACUGCCAAACCCCCAGUCAGCUAAGUCCAUCCUCAGCCACCUCUGACUCCACCGUCUCUUCUGUUUCACCUGAAUCCCUCAAUAUCUUCUCCAACCUGCAUUUGUCUUUGGCUCCACCUAACAAAAGCCCAAGCAUAUCCAGUUCUCCUCCUGGCAGCACAGAAAAUUUAUCUUCUGUGGCAUCCGUAGAGUCUUUACCCACCAUGGCAGAUCAGAAAAGAAGAGCCCUCUUACCACCCUCAUAUCCUGUAGAUGGGAACCAGAGUAGAGGAAAUCAGGUUCCUGUCAGAGAGAUAAAAAAUCCUGCAUAUGUGGAGGCAGAUGGAUCACAAGAAAAACAAAUGUCUCUACCACUUCCUGAUUACGAAACGCUCUUUCCUCAGAAGAGGCAUGGAGUGAAAGGGCAGAGCCGAUGGGAUCACAUAAUUGCUGAGGUCAAUCAGAGAAAUAGAGACUUUCCACCUGAACUUCUGGGCCCAGAAAUUAGCGUAGAUGACCCACAGGAAUGCCAACCAAGUCCGAGAUCUUCCAUAUCGCUGGAGAGUCCUGCUCUAGGAAAUGGUCAACAGACCAAGCCUGUUUCAACAAAGAAAGUUGCAGCCCCAGCCCCUCCUAAACCGGUGGCCACUCCACUCCUUCCACCAGUUGUGGAUUCCAGUCAGAGACAGAGCCAGAACAUCACUCCCCAAUCUGUAAUGAGGCCAAAUCCAUCUGCAGUCUCAGCACCGGGAAGAACUGACACCUCAGGUGGCAGGAUGUCCGUAGGAGACAGAAACGAACUGCAACCCUCACCUGUACCAAUAUCUGUACCCAGACCAUCAAGCCAAAUGGGUUCUGAAACAGCUCCAUUAGAUGAUGAAAGGAACGUGCAAGGUGUUUUGAAUAAAGAGGCACCAACUGCUAAACCCAGGCAGAGGGUUCUUGGCAAGGAGUCAAAACAACAAAAGGAAGCUGCUGUGAAUGUUGACAACCAGACCAAUCUAAAUGUGAGCAGUGGGGACAGAAAGACAAAGGAGAGCUUUGCAGACUUUGAUUCAACUCCCAAUACAGACAGUCUUACCAAAGAUCCAUCGGUACAGCAGAACCAAAACCAAAAGGUAGAUGACAUUUUCACUGGCAUUGUGCAGAAAGAGCUGAAACCUGAAGAUCUGGGGAAGACAGCUGAUAAUUUUGAUAACAUUUUUAAUGAAGAAAAAACAACUGAUCCCUUUGCAAAUUUUUUUAAUGACUUUGAUUCAUACCAACAGAGUGACCCCAUGAAAGAGGAUAAGAAUUCAAAACAAGUUAGUCUUGCUUUUCAAAGAAAAAAUUCCCAAAGAGGAAAGAAGAUUCCUUCAUCCACAAGUCAUUCAGAUAAUAAGACUUUCAUGUCUCAACAAGAAACAUCAUGUAAAGAGGAGGGAACAACUUUACCCACAGCAAAUCAAGGUUUUUCUGCAAGACAUAUCACCGGCUCGUUUGUCGCUCUGCAGCCUCAAGCUGAUGUGAAAACACAAAAGAGCUUUUAUGCAGGAGAGGAUCCAUUCGGAGCUGAACCUUUUCAUGUUCCUUCAGCUUUACCUUCAUCUCUCCCAGUAGUCAUGGAGGAACCAGCAUCACAAACAGGAAAUUUGUCAGGUGGAAAGACACUACUGAGAGCAUGGGUCUCGCCCUCUGAAGUUCAGUCCGCCAGUACUCAGAAUAGCAAUGGAAGUGGGCUAGCCUUUACUCCACGCAGGCCUCAUCCCGUGAAGCCCAUGAGCUCAACUGAGAGCCAGCAACAUGUCAGCACUCCUGCUAUGAAAGAGAUAAAGGUGCGAGACAACACGCCAGGGAAUUUCAAGGUGGCAGACUCAGCGGCAAGCGGGCCUUACAGUCAGCUGACGCAGGAAGAGCUGAUCACUCUGGUGGUGAAGCAGCAGGCUGACCUGUCCAGGAAGGAUGCAAAGAUCGUUGAGCUCGAAGAGUACAUUGACAAUCUGCUUGUUCGCGUCAUAGAAGAGAAACCUGCUAUCCUGCAUGCCCUCAACUCCGCCAAGCAAGUCUAGGUGAAUGUUUUAUGGAAGGAGAAAGCCUCUCCUGAUGAUUCUCGUUUCACGCGUGUAGUGUUUUUGCUGUUGUCACUGUGUACCAGACAGUACCACUAUUUAAGGUCUUUGAGCAUAUGCACUUUUUAGUUACAGAGUAAGAGAGAUUUUACAGAGAUGGAAAUUGUAUUUUAAGUUAUCAAUAACAAGUGAGAAAUCUUUAUAAGCAAUUAUAUGCAUUUGUUUUGACACUAAGGUACUACAAAUUGCUUGAAAAAUUUUAAAAAAAUCAUAAUUUUAUAUAUAUAUAUAUAUAUAGUAGCUGAUGAAAUCUGGGUUGAAAUUUAUUUAAUAUACAUUUUUUCUGUUUGUUUACCUGUUUUCUGGCCUUUUUUAAAUUCUAUUAUGGACUUUAUGCAACUUAUAGAUUCCUAAUGAAUCCUCUAUUACAUAACCUUAUACAUUUGUUUCCUAUCUGAGCAUCAUGAAGACCACUAAAGUCUUAAGUUGUUUUUUGUUGAUCUUUUAGAAAAUCUUUUUAAAGAGAAAGAAAAUCCUUUAGAACAUCUUUUAAGCAGAUAAUUACCAAUAUUCAAACCUCUGUGCUGACAGAGUGGAGUGUUAAUUGGUCAUUUAGCCUUUGAAACGAUGUGUCUACUGAAGCUGCGAGGGGGUGUUAUUUAGGAAAUGAGCGACUACAAGCAAUAAGCGUUUCUAUGGUUGAGUUUGAAUUACACAGCAGCUGCUGCAGCGUUUUCCUUGUGGUUGUAUAGCCUGUUCACACAGUUUAAGUUUUAUGAAGCAAUAGCAUGAAAACUGAUCACUGUGAUAUUUGUUGUGGUUACGAAAUAAAAAGCAAUAAGCAAAGUAAUCAGCAGCUAUAUGUCAAAUAAAAAUGGUAAUGAGCAUUUUGACUUUUGCUUUUGAGCUACACUAAUGGAUGCCUUUAUAAUCAAGCUAUUUGAUAUGUCAACUGAAAUUAAAGUAAUAUUUAACUUCAGAAUGUACAGAAAUGUGCCUUCAAGCCUUUUUUUCUGAAUUUUAUAUAAGAAUUGAAAGUUGGAGAACUGUUGGUGACUCCUCCUUUUGAAUGUAUGUAGUUUCAUUUUUCAAGUGUUUGACAUGAAAAUAGAACUACAGCUGAUGCAAUCACCUGAAAGAUGUAAUACCAAGCAGUUCGGUUUUUAUUUGAAAUAAAGACACUAAUUAUAACACCA